GUUUGCUUUUCUACUUUCUGAAGUUUGGUUAAGGUUCUUGCUCUGUACUCUCCUCUGUCCAGCUUGUCGAGGAGCGUUAAACCAGAACAGCUUCGAACUGCCAAAAAAAUGGCUCUUGCAUCCUUGACAUCGCUUGAUGAGUGUUGAUUUAGGGGUAUCCAUUUUCCAGUGCUUUCUUCAAAGUACCGUUGGAAGAAUGAUGGAUAACCAAUCUAGUCUAGAAUUUGAUUCAGAUGAAAGUGAUUUAGACGUGAGAGAUAAAAACUAUGAAGAACAUGGACAAAUGGAAGAUGUUCUCCACAAGAAUUUGGACUUUUGUGUCAGUGAAGAUGAGAAAUUAGCAGAACAGUCUGGUGGUAGUCUUUCCCUUAUUACUGAUGCAUUGGAACCAUACAUGGGCAUGGAAUUCAACUCAAGGGAUGAAGCUCGAGAGUUUUAUGCUGCUUAUGGCAGGCGGACUGGAUUUACUGUACGUAUACAUCAUAAUCGUCGAUCACGAGUAAACAAUCAGGUCAUAGGUCAAGAUUUUGUUUGUUCUAAAGAAGGAUUUCGAGCAAAGAAGUAUAUACACAGAAAAGACAGAGUUCUUCCCCCACCACCAAUCACCAGAGAGGGCUGCCAAGCAAUGAUAAGGCUAGCUCUAAGAGAUGGAGCAAAGUGGGUUGUCACCAAAUUUGUUAAAGGGCACAACCAUAAACUGAUGAGUCCUAACAAAGUUCCGUUGCGAGAAUCUGGAAAGCAUCUAGUCGGUGAGGAUGAGAAGGAUAAGAGAAUACGUGAGCUGUCACUUGAGUUGUACAAUGAGAGACAAAAAUGCAAAAGGCGGUGUGCUGCAUACGAAGAACAAUUGAACUUGAUCUUAAAAGACUUGGAAAAUCACACAGCACAUAUAUCAAAAACAGUUGCUGAUAUGGUGCAAAGCAUAAGAGAAAUUGAGGAGGAACAGUCAGUCUCAGAUGGUGAGUGGAGAUAGUAAAAGUUCACUUCGUUGUAUCCCUCUCAUUUACUGGUUUCUGAUGAUUAGGGUUGGUUUUGCAUAUUAUUGUUUUCAGGAGUCGGCUAAUUAUCUUUCUACUUAAGUUAUGAUUUGUGUUGCAUCGUCAAACAUUAAACUGGGACAAGCUGUAAGGUUCCCCCUUUCCUUUCUCCUUGCAAGAUCAAGUCUGAUCUAUGGUCUCAACUCUAGCAAAUUGCUAUAUAUGUCUAUGUAAUUCUUCUUGAUUUACCAACAUGCUUGAAUUGGGAUCUUUUCUGCUUUUCAA
Molecule: messenger RNA, 1262 nt
Organism: Theobroma umbraticum
Lineage: Eukaryota; Viridiplantae; Streptophyta; Magnoliopsida; Malvales; Malvaceae
Source: RefSeq, a predicted model, not a curated record